GAAUCUCAGCAAGUCAGAGACGAGAUGGAGCGGACUAUCCCGAUCUGUUACAAACGAUACAGGCAGACUGUCGCACGCUCUUGUCGCCGGAAUGAAGUGACUCAUCUACUGAACAGCGUUUGACCAUAUUUGAAAAGCAGCACAUUGGACGCCAGCAUAUCCAACGCAGGGCAAGAUACGACACUGACAACACCAACCAUCCCUCCUUGAACCUCAGCUUGAGCGAUUCACUCCACACAUCGUCGCUGUUUGCACAUAUCGAGCCUGGGAUCUAAUCACCUCAGGAAUUUCUCGACACUAUACCCUCUGACUGCACAACACCUAGGUCGCAUACUACCCACCCGAACGCUCAGGCCAGACAGCCAUCAACAUGAGCCGCACACUCGAAUACCCCAAAACCGCCCGCAACACCGUGGUCCGGCGCGGUCACCGGGGCAAAUACGACCUCGAGACCAUCCACACGCUGAUCAACACCAGCCUGGUUCUGAACGUCUCCUUUGCACCCAGCCCUGAUACGGACGAAGACUUCCCCGUCAUCCUCCCAAUGAUCGGGGUCAUGGGUUCAUUCGAGAACCCGUCCGCCGGCCUCGACGAGCCCCUCGACUGUUACUUGCACGGCUACGUAUCCAACAGACUAAACAACCUGGUACGCAAGGCUCACGAUGCGGGUAAGCCAGGCCUACCACUAUGCCUGUCCGCGACUAAAGUCGACGGCCUGCUGCUCGCCCUCUCCGGCUUCAACCAUUCGUACAACUACCGCUCAGCGUGCCUGUUCGGCUAUGCCAACAUUGUAACCGAUCCGGAGGAAAUCGUGUAUGGCAUGCGGAUCAUCACCGACAAAGUCGUGCGCAACAGAUGGGACAACACGCGUUUGCCGCCCACGAAAGCAGAUAUUGCCAGCACAGGUGUCUUGCGCGUGACGAUCAAAACCGGUAGCGGCAAAAUCAAGGCCGAUCCGCCCAGUGACGACAAGGCCGAUAUGGAGAACGAGGAGAUGCGCCAGAGUGUCUGGGCAGGGUAUAUUCCAGUGACGGAAAACCUGGGCGAGCCCGUCCCGGCAGUGUACAACAGAGUCGAUGCGGUGCCGGAGUACGUAGCGCAGCAUCGGAGUGAUGUUAAUGAUGAGUCCAAGCAGUAUUCGGAAGAGUUGGUCCAGAAGGUGCUGCAGGCUCAAUGACAGCAGCUCGGGAUCCAGAAUAUGAAAUAAACAAUGUUUGUUCUUAUCCUUA
Exophiala xenobiotica is the source of this 1229-nucleotide messenger RNA. RefSeq lists its product as uncharacterized. The record is from RefSeq and is a predicted model, not a curated record. The transcript has 3 exons. The coding region runs from base 371 to 1177 and encodes 268 amino acids. Lineage: Eukaryota; Fungi; Ascomycota; Eurotiomycetes; Chaetothyriales; Herpotrichiellaceae.